AUGGUGCAACUCCAUCAUUCCUUCCUUUUCGCAGCUCUAGGCAUAGCGUCCGCCGCUUCGGCCUUCGCUGUCGCCAGUGGUGGUGAGCACGCUUCCUAUCUUGCGCGUCGCUUUGUCGACAACCACGCUCAAGCUCUUUUCCCCCGCGACCAGGAUAGACCUGGUGAGGGACAGCUUGAUCAGGGCCACCCUGUUUCUGAACCCUUUCCUUCGGCUGGGCAGAAUUCUGGCGAUGGUGGUGGCGGCAACUAUGACCCCAAGCAUCGCCUCUCUACCUCCCCCAGAAACGAUCGGUCUUCCAUCUCCGAAGCCAAACAGCAGCUCGAGUCGACUCUCUUGCCCGAGUGGGAUCGUCAGUUGACCGAGCAUUUUGCCUCUUACGGUCACUGCUUUGGUUCUGACUCGUCUACCUGUCAACGACACACUUGUCUCCUCACCAGCGCCGACUGCAUCGCCUACAGCAAGAAGGAGAAGCACGACCUGGCCAGAAUGACCAAGCAAGUCCUUUUCAAGGCCGUCACCACAGGAAAGUGUGACCCCUCUGUAUCCGCCACUGGCUACACGCCGAUCUGCAACAAGUACGGCUACUGCGACUUCUUCGAAAACCACGGAGCCGAGGACGGAACCAUUCGGUGCGAGACGCUCAACGACGAGGAACGACAAGAAUUCGUGUCGAGGCUUCGAGUCCUCGACGAAGAUUCAGUCGAUAUCGUUGACAGCAGCAGCAGCAGCAGCAGCAGCAGCGACGGAGACGGUGAGGGCUCGAAGCGUUCGUCCCCUGACGAGAUGCAAGACAAGAGGGACCCUCACACGGUUGGCAAACGCUCUCUUGCUGAUGAGCAGAACACCCCCUUGUCUCAAGACACUUCCCAGAAACGUGACGUCGAAGAAGCUGUCAAGUCUGCCUUAACUAAGCGAGCUCUGAUCGACAGGCCUCUCCGUUACAAGACCGGAUUCACUGAUGCCAUGGCGAAGGGCGAUGGUUCGACCUCUACCACCCUGGACGGAGCUGUCGACUUUUUCGGCGAAAAGCUCAACCAGGAGCAACUCGCUGUGAAGGCCUUCCAAGUCGCUGCGCAAGUUUCGGAACCGAUCAUGACGAGUCGAGGCUACUGCGAUGCUCUCUCUUCGACUUGUGACCAAAAUCGCAUCUGCGUCUUGAGCACGGAAGGGUGCCGGCGUUACUCAAGCGCGGACAAGAUCUCGAUCGAACAAAAGUUCCUCAAAGCUUACCUCGACGUGCUUUUCACGGGAUUGUGCCAGGCUAUGCCUGAUGCGCAGAGCGAUAAUUGCGAUGCGUCGGGCCAUUGCCAACUCUGGAAGAGCGGUGAUCUUCAACGUGAUCCUAGUUGCAGGGAGUUGACAGAUGGUCAACACUGGAACGAGUUCUUGGAUAGAUUCAGUGCUGCUUUAGUCCAGCCUAGACAGACGGACACGCAUACCGUUGUUCAGCAGCAAGGCGGCUACUUCGGAUUGACUCCAUACGCUGAUCAAGGAACUCCGUCCUCAAUUCUUUCUAAGCGAUCGCUGCCUCACCAUUCCUCCGAUAGUAUUCACGAUGACGCCAAGGCAAAGCCUAGCGUUUCCUCUUCCUCUUCGAACGACGGCGACACCGUCGAUAUGUCCAGUGUCAAGAUGACUCAGGCACAGCUUGCUGACCAUGUGUUGAAUGCUGCCGCACAAGCUACCGCUCUUGCCACGAAGAGCUCUGGUCACUGCAAGAAGGAGUCCGAAAUCUGUCGCAACCACGUGUGCCUUCUACGCGACCCUGGCUGCCGCCCUUAUACGGAAGAAGAAGCUGCGGUGAUUGAGGACAAGUACAUCAUUGCUUACUCGGAAGUGUUGUUCUCUGGCCAUUGCAACCCUUCUGCUGCUAGCAAGGAGAACGACAAUUGCGACACCUCAGGUCGGUGCCAGUUGUGGCUUGGAAAUGGCAAGCGAGACCACGCCUGCAAGCAGCUCGGCAGCAGGCAGUUCUAUUACAGGCUCCUCGCAGUCUUGGAUGACUUGGGCAUGGGUCCAGGUGCUCACAAGGCGCACGGUGCUGGCGUAUACACCCACAAGGCCAAGCGUGACGUAUCGUUGUCCACUUCCGCAGAAGUCGAGCAGCCCGAUGCUGCCAAAUUCCAUGGCGUCAAGGUCACCAAGAAACAAGUUUUCGCGCUUGCCGAUGCAGCUGCUUCGCAAGCCGUUGCCCUUGCCUUCCACAACCUCGGCUACUGCGAGGAAAACUCUGCCACCUGUCACGGAGAGUCGUGCGACCUGGGCAUGGCUGGAUGCAUCUCAUAUCCGGAGAAGGUGAUCGACCAGUACGAGCAAAUGCUUGCCAAGGUCUACCGUCACGUGUUCACUUCAGGCACUUGCGACGUUGAAGCUGCUGCUGGUGAUGGCAAGAGCGACAGCUGUGACCAGUCCGGCCACUGCACACUGUGGAUGCACAACGACAAGCGCGAUCUUGGCUGCAAGGAGUUGACCUCCGAGCAGACACAGUUGAGGCUUCAGGCGGAGCUGGACGUUGUACUUGCUCAAAACAUGCCUGAAGCUGAGGCUGGUGCUGAAAAGCGCCCUUUGCAGAAGCGCAAUUUCGACUACGGUAUGUUCAACCCAGCGGUCUCUAACGAAGACAAUCGCAACACUGCCAAAUUCCACGGCGUCAACUUGACCUUGAAGGAAGCCUACGCUCUCGCCGAUCAAACUGCUGAAGCAGCUACCACUCAUGAGUUCGACAAGCUCGGUCACUGCGAUCCAAAGUCGUCUUCUACAUGCCAAGAGAGCUUCUGCGACGUUGGUAAGCCAGGCUGCAUCGCUUACUCGGACGAAGCCAAGCGCCAUUUUCUUAUCAAGUUCCAAUCUAUACUCAGGUCGGUGAUGACUUCAGGCUCUUGUGAUCCGAACGACAGCGAAGGCAACUGUGAGCCGACGGGCCGGUGCCAGCUGUGGUCGGACGACGGUGUUCGCGAUCGUACGUGCGCGGAGCCGAGCUUCACGCAACUCCAAAUCAGGCUCGAGUCUGCAUAUGACACCAUGCUGGCGCUCGACGAGCUCGAGUUGGAUGCUGACAAAGGCAGGCUGCACAAGCGCUCAAAGCGACAUGCAACGGAUUCUGACGGAGAAGAGCCGGCUCCCAACACUGUCCUGUUCAACGGCCUCGAGAUGACGCAGCGCCAAGUCGCUCAGCAGGCCAUCCUGGUCGCCCAACAAGCUAUAAAGUACAGUACGCAAGACUCGGGUACGUGCGCGAAAGGUUCUCCGACCUGUCGCGACGAGUACUGCACUUUGUCCUCGCCCGGUUGCAUCGCCUACUCGGACGAGCAGAAGCUGCAGCUGCAACAGGCGCUAAGCAUGCUGCUGACCGAAGUGUUUACUUCUGGUUCGUGCAAAGCUACUGCUGGUCCUGCUGGCGGCAGAACCGAUGUUAACUGCGACGCUUCAGGUAUGUGCCUGCUGUGGCAGGACGGCGGAAAGCGCGACUACAACUGCAAGCCUUUGAAGAAGAAGCAGCUCAAGGCGAGACUUCAGGACGCUCUGCAGACGAUGUAUGCUUCGGGUGCGGCUGAUACUGAUGCCAGAGAUGGCAGUGGCAGUGGUCUUGGUAGUGGAAGCAGGUCGGACAAGGAGAAGCGUAACCUCCACUACACUUUGGUGAAGCGAGCGCUCGACAUUGGAUUCAAAGACGUCAAGUCCGAGCCUGACUCAUCCAACUCUGACGAAAACAAGGAGAAGCCCGAGGCCGCCCUGAUCAAUGGUGUCCCAAUGACGCACAAGCAGGUUCAAAAAGAAGCCAAACGAAUCGCAUCCACAUUUACCGAGUUCGGGCCGGAAACCAAGAUCACCUGCGCCAAAGACGGUCGGAUCUGCGUAGGGGGUACCUGCAAGGACACUCCUGUGCGAUGCGAAGACCUUGCGAAGAAUCAGGUGUCGGAUCUGCAAGAGACGGUCGCCAUGGUUUUGCAAGCUGCCUUCAGCACGGGCACCUGUGAUCAGAACGUUGACAACACGGGUCGUCUUUGCAAGCCUGCGGUGGAGGGUGGUGAGACGUGCUUUCUGUGGAAGGAGGAUGACAAACGGGAUCACGGCUGCAAGGAGUUGACCAAGAAGCAGCUCCAGACGAGACUAGAGGCUGAUUUCAACUUGUUUUUGGGUCAGUUUGUUCCGGAGAGCAAGGAGCCUGCUGCUCGUAGCAGCUCCGCGAAGCGCAAUAGCAGCCGCGGAUUGUCCAAGCGCGAGCUGAUCGACGGUCCAAUCCUUCAGAACCUGCUCGAGAGGGACAUGGGAAUGGACGAGCCCGGUGCCAAAGGGUCCAACCCCGAGACCCGUCCAGGCUUCAUCACUAUUCGCAAGUCGGACCUGCUCUCCUCUUCCAAACUCUACCAGCCCACGCCCGAAGAAGUCUCCGAGUUCAUGUCUGUUUGUAAACACCUCUCUCACGAUCACAAGGCCCUGCAACACGUCGCUGAGGCCGCCGGGGUGUACGACGAGGAGGACAUCGAACAGCUUCGUGAACAUUUUGGCGAGCUGGCACACAACCGGGAGGCGGCGACAGAGGUGCUGCAGGAGGCAAAGAUGCAGCAGAUGGUGCGCGAGUCCAAGACCACAGGUGGUCUCUUCGGUGCCAUGACUGCUCCGUCCAAAGUUGCUGCUGCCGCGGGUGUGGACAAGCUGCGCAAGACUGGUGGAGAGCUUGACGUGGGUGUCGACAGUGGCAGUGGCAAGGCUGCCCAGUAG
Molecule: messenger RNA, 4725 nt
Organism: Sporisorium graminicola
Lineage: Eukaryota; Fungi; Basidiomycota; Ustilaginomycetes; Ustilaginales; Ustilaginaceae
Exons: 2
Coding region: 1-4725 (1574 amino acids)
Source: RefSeq, a predicted model, not a curated record